Hyla sarda is the source of this 2524-nucleotide messenger RNA. RefSeq lists its product as uncharacterized. Lineage: Eukaryota; Metazoa; Chordata; Amphibia; Anura; Hylidae. The record is from RefSeq and is a predicted model, not a curated record. The coding region runs from base 80 to 820 and encodes 246 amino acids. The transcript is spliced from 3 exons.
UCUCUAUGAUCUCCUUCCUGCUGCGGAUACCAUUCAAAACCCCAGGCACGCUUGUCAGUGGACUCCGGCAGAGAAUCGGAUGACGUCACGGGCAAAAGGCAGACAACAAGCGUGUGAGAAGAAGUGGGACCUCAGGAAGCUGCAGCGUGAGCUCCAGUGCGGCUGGGACGUCAGGGAGGAGCUGGAGGAGACCAAAAAGAGCUUGGAAAGGUACUUUGAGGAGGAAUCCAAGCAAAUCGUCUUUCGUUCCAAGGUGGAGAACCUGGAGAAGGGUGAGAAGUGCAACUCUUUCUUUUUCAGGAAGCUCCAUGCUGGCCACACGCCCCUAACUGAGCUGCAAGAUGAGACCGGACACAUGAGGAGGGGCAAGGAGGUGGUGAUGGGGGUCGUCUCAGACUUCUACAGCAACCUCUACGCCUCUAAGUCAUCCAACCCCAAAGCUGCCAAGAGGUUCCUGUCAGAGCUCUUUGCUGAGAAUAUCUGGCAGAAUGGAGAGAUCAGAGGGAUCAUCGCACCAGGACCAGAUCGCUACGAGGCCAAGUGCUCGCUCUACAUGGACGACGUGACCGUCUUCUGCGCUGACCAGCGUUCGGUGACUGCACUCGUCCAGACCUGUGAGGACUUCGGCAAAGCUUCAGGGGCAAAAGUCAACUGCGGGAAGUCAGAAGCCAUGCUCUUCGGGGAAUGGCACCUGGCUUCUUCCGCUCCCUUCCCCUUUACUGUUAAGCCGGACUUCAUUCCAAAUUCUGGGAGUCUGGUUUGGCAAGGAAGGAGCGGCCCUCAAGACUUGGCAAGACAGGCUAGGAAAGAUGAACUCUAAGAUUGGACUGUGGAGCUCCAGAAAGCUCUCGAUUGAGGGAAAAACACUUGUCUUGCUGAGUGAAGUUUUGCCUGUUCUCCAAUAUACCACACAGGCCUGGCCUCCCCAUACCACCGUUUGCAAGGCCAUCACCCGGACAGUGUUUCGCUUCAUCUGGGGCAAAAUGGACAGAGUCAAGCAGACUGUGAUGUAUAAGGAGCCGCGGAAGGAUGGGAAGGGAAUACCCGAUAUCCCCACUCUGCUGAGGGCCUCCUUUGCAUGUGUCAGUGUGCGUCGGACUCUUGUUGAAAAGACUGGUUCAGCGGGCAGGUCCAUGUCUCGCUUGUUUCUCAUGUCCCUCUGGAGACAGCUGGGCUGGGACAAGUGGGACAGCUCCAUCCCUUACAACUGGAACACUCCCUGGUUCUAUGGGGAUGGUUUGCGAGGGAGCACCAGCUGGAGGGACUGAAACGUGACCUAUGGAAGCCGAAGACAAUCUACAAGCUCAUCCGAGAUAAGGACUUAUUGUAGACUAUUCUGGGGCUCCCCGCAGCAACGGCAAAGACUGUCUGGACUAAUGUGGCCUCAAAGCGGCUUACCAAUGGACACAUUGACUUGUCGUGGAUGGCCAUUAAGGGAGGUCUCUCAGGUCGUUCAUGCAUGCCCGUGACCUGUGCAGAACCCGAUACUGCCCCCGGUGCCCCUACGUGGAGGAAACAUCUUUGCACAUGUUUUGGCAGUGCCCCUUUGCACAGGGUCUGUUGGAUGCCCUGGAACAUGAACUCAGAGACUCUGUACCCAGGAACUGCCUAUCGUACCACUCAGUGCUUUACGGUCUGUUCCCUGGGACCCACGACGUGGGGCCAUCCAGGAGGCCUGGCGCCUUAUGAACUGUUUUAAGGACGCAGUGUGGCUUGCCAGGAACCGCCUCGUGAUCAACAGGGAGAACAUGUCCGUCCGGGACUGCCGCGGGUUCAUCAAGAGCCUGCUUAGAGACUAUUCCAUUUUGAACAGCCCAGCCAUCGAUGAGGAAGAAGAGGAAUCAAGACCCCUCUCCUUCUCCCAUGUCUCCUUGAAGAUACAGCCCAGCAGUUUGGCCCUGUGAUCCGCCCCCUCCCUACCCCCACAUAGUCGCCCAUACCCCCACGCCCCCAGCCCCGCCCCAUAGCCCACACCCCUACCCCGAUCACAGAUUGUAUUGUUUUUGUCAUUCGAUCUCUUGUGCUUUUCUAUUACAGGAUUGAGCAGAGUGUUAGAGUAGCAUGAUGUGCGAUGUAUAGCUUAGGGAACCUUUGGUGUGUAUUGUACUGUCAUGCUUUGUGUGAUCGUAAUUUAUUGUAUGACUUGUAAUGACUGAACGGGCAAUACAGCUCUUUCAAUAACCAAAAUAAUGAUCAGUCUAUAAUUUUCUUGGUCAGUUUAUUUGAACAGUGUGAGACAGAAAAAUCCAUCGUCCAUUUGAUGCAAUAAAGUUGUCAUAUCCCCGGAAGCAUAAUGUUUAGACCUCCAUGUUUGACAUUAGGGAUGGUGUUGAUGCCGAAGAGCUUGAUUUUGGUCUCUCUGACCACAACACUUUCACCCAAUCCCCCCUCCCCCCCUGAAUCAUUGUACAUGUGCUUUCUUGAGCAGAGGGGCCUUGUGGACACUGCAGAAUUUCAGUCCUUUAUGGGAUAGUGUGUUUUUGAUCCAUGUGCUUUGCUAUAUUAUUUCUGCUGUACAACAUGU